AAUUUCUGAUUGGCUCAACGUAGUAUAAUGUCAUUGUCAAUCGGCCAAUGAGCUCGUUCGCGGUACCGCGUAUAUUUGAAAACAGAAAUGGCAGAAAUUCGAAGUGUCCUGCAGCGCUGUGAUCCUGCUCUUCUGGAUCCCUGUGGAGACUCGGAGCAGCCGGACUGUGCCGAAGCAGCCAGGAUGGUCCUCUACCUGACGGACAGUCGUCGUGUACAGAAGGUUCUGUGGCGUCAGCUGUUUGUUCUGGACUCCAUGAUGUCUCUCCUGGAGGGUCUGGAGUCUGUCCAGCAACUGAUGACACAACCCUGCCCACCCCAACCCGAGGGCGGCGCUCGGGGCAAGUGGAAGGCUCUCAAAGCAGAGAGCAGGUCGGGGGUGGAGGAGACGGAGACUCUGCUCAGAUCCCUGCAGGAGAGAAUCCAACAGAUCCACAACAGACGACACACACUCACACAGCUGGUCCAAGAGCUGCACAGCAAGGGGCAGCAGUGUGAACAGCUGUCGGAGUCUCUGCAGGAGUCCCAGAAUGCACUGCAGUCAUGUGAUCGUCAGCUGAAGCAGCUGAGGGUGGAGUCAGAGGCAGCACUUGGUCAGCUGAUCGGCUGGCAGCGACUCAGAGACGAGCUGCAGGUGUAUGUCUCUGCUCUACAGGAUGUCAUGCAGAUCAAUCUGCUGUCUAUCAACCAAUCAGAGCUGUGUGUGGAGCUCAGGCCACGCCUCUCCCCUCACCAGUCGUCCCAUGAGCUGGAACCACUAAAGCUGUCAGUCUCAUGGAACCACGACGACCGCUUUAGCCUGCAGGUGAACGAUGGGACUGCUGGUCUGGUGGAGGACUGUAUGUCGGGCAGACGGUGUGAGCUGAGCGCCGCCCUGCUGGAGGUGAUGCAGUGUUACGUGGGUCAGUUUGAGCUGCUCUCAGAGAUCCAGGGACUGAGAUCCAGUUUUGCCAUCGACUGGCGUCCUGCUCAGCGUCUGCUGGUCUACCUGAAGUCGGCGUUGUUGGUGUGUCACCUGGAGGUGGAGGAGGGCUACCCGAACGGCGGACGGGCCCGACUCGUGUCGGUACGGAGAGACGGACAACCUGUGGACACAUCCGGACUGAAGCCUCAUCAAACUGAUCCGAGUCUGACUGACUGGUUGGUUUUUCUGUGCAGCAGUUCACUCAUCUGAGCGACACCUGAACUCACCUCUGACUCUUCAUCUUCCCUCUCACGUGCACCAGCUGUCUAUUUGAGUUGUAAACUGAUCUGGUUUCAUUUCCUGUUUCUGUGUCCUGUUGUUUUUACUCAUGUUUACAUGAAAUCACUGUACAAAUUUCAGCAUGGAAAUAAAGUUUUUAUGCUAAGAAAAA
Molecule: messenger RNA, 1354 nt
Organism: Scatophagus argus
Lineage: Eukaryota; Metazoa; Chordata; Actinopteri; Scatophagidae
Exons: 9
Coding region: 88-1173 (361 amino acids)
Biological process (GO): mitotic sister chromatid segregation; establishment of localization in cell; mitotic cell cycle checkpoint signaling
Cellular component (GO): nuclear body; cytosol; dendrite
Source: RefSeq, a predicted model, not a curated record